Molecule: messenger RNA, 1531 nt
Organism: Rhinichthys klamathensis goyatoka
Lineage: Eukaryota; Metazoa; Chordata; Actinopteri; Cypriniformes; Leuciscidae
Exons: 12
Coding region: 164-1216 (350 amino acids)
Biological process (GO): regulation of exocytosis; cilium assembly; cell division
Cellular component (GO): cell division site; septin complex; synaptic vesicle
Molecular function (GO): GTP binding; GTPase activity; molecular adaptor activity
Source: RefSeq, a predicted model, not a curated record
AUCCAUCACAAAAUAGGCAUUAUGGGAUAAGGGCGGAAUUGUAGCAGCGGUUUCCGGAUUCCCUGGAUUGGCCUGCUGGAAGAAAGAAAACAAGGGAGCUGGAAAAAACUCCAGGUUUUUGUGUUUUUUCACGCGUUUAUAACAGUUGUCAGGCAGGAUCGUCAUGUCGCAGUCUGGAGAAAAAGGAAAGUUUCCUGAUGCUGCAGGAUAUGUGGGAUUUGCCAACCUGCCCAAUCAGGUGCACAGGAAGUCCGUGAAGAAAGGCUUUGAGUUUACACUGAUGGUUGUAGGAGAGUCUGGUCUUGGUAAAUCAACCCUCAUCAACAGCCUCUUCCUGACUGACCUCUACCCAGAGCGCCAUAUACCUGGAGCGGCAGAGAAGAUCGAGCGCACGGUUCAGAUUGAAGCGUCCACUGUGGAAAUCGAGGAGAGGGGAGUGAAGCUCCGCCUGACUGUAGUGGACACGCCUGGAUAUGGAGACGCCAUCAACAGCCAGGACUGCUUUAAGACGAUCAUCCAGUAUAUCGAUAAUCAGUUUGAGCGAUACCUGCACGAUGAGAGCGGACUGAACCGCAGACACAUCGUUGACAACAGAGUACACUGCUGCUUUUACUUCAUCUCUCCGUUUGGACACGGCCUGAAGCCUCUAGAUGUUGAGUUUAUGAAGGCGAUCCACAGCAAAGUCAACAUCGUUCCUGUAAUUGCCAAAGCCGACACGCUCACGCUGAGAGAGAGAGAACGCCUCAAGAGAAGGAUUUUGGAUGAGAUCAGUGAGCAAGGAAUCCGGAUCUACCAGCUUCCCGACGCUGAUUCGGAUGAAGACGAAGAAUUCAAGGAACAGACGCGUGUCCUAAAGGCCAGCAUCCCGUUUGCCGUCAUCGGCUCCAACCAGCUGAUAGAGGUGAAGGGGAAGAAGAUCCGUGGGCGCUUGUACCCGUGGGGGGUGGUGGAGGUGGAAAACCCCGAGCACAAUGAUUUCCUCAAGCUGCGCACUAUGCUGGUAACUCACAUGCAGGACCUGCAGGAGGUCACUCAAGAUCUCCACUAUGAGAACUUCCGUUCUGAGAGACUAAAGCGAGCUGGCAGCAGGGAUGUUGAGGAAGAUGUGAUGGACAAAGACCAGAUCCUCUUGGAGAAGGAUGCUGAGCUGAGACGCAUGCAGCAGAUGAUCGCUCAGAUGCAAGCUCAGAUGAAGAUGAAACCGGGAGACGACUAAGUGUGUGUGUGUUUCUGUGUGUGUGUCUGUUUGUAUGUAUGUUGUGGGAACAGGAAGUGCGAUCUGACUUGGUUGCAUUUAUCCUACCCUUUUCUAAACACUAUUUUCUCUUAUCCCUCAUGUUUAUCAGAUUGAUGGAACAUAAUGUUAAUGAUCCCUAAUUAAUGUAACCAAUCAUUAUAGCAGCUCCGCCCAUAUGAAUAACCUCGACACUGAAACCAACGGUCCAUUAUGAUGUCUUUUAAUCAAGUCUUUGUCCAAUCAGGUUAGAUGCUGUUAAUAAUUUAUAUCAUGAUUUCACUGACAAUGUCCAGC